CCGAACUGGGCGUCAGGUCGGGGAGCCGGUCGUGUUCCCGCUCGCUGUCGCCGCCGCCGCCCCCCACAGUGCCUCUCCCGCCUCUCCACAGCGUCGGUCGUGGGGGCUGCAUCCUCCACUCAGUUCGCUGUGGAGACUCCGGUUCGGGAUCAGCGAGGCUGCGACGCGACACACCGACACCCCCGUCACCUCCAGCCCCGGCGACCCCUCCCCGGCCGGGUCCGCCCUCGCUCUGCGCGGUGCCGGAGCCCCCUGGGCCUUGGGCGUCCCGUGAGCCCGCUCCCGCACUCCGGUCUCGGCACUCCCACAGCCACCGCCCCCCACCCGGAACAUGGACUCCGACUCCUGCGCCGCCGCCUUCCACCCCGAGGAGUACUCCCCCACUUGUAAGAGGCGCCGCACUGUGGAGGACUUCAACAAAUUCUGCACCUUCGUCCUGGCCUAUGCGGGCUAUAUCCCCUACCCGAAGGAGGAGCUCCCCCUCCGGGGCAGCCCCAGUCCUGCCAACAGCACCGCCGGGACCAUUGACAGUGACGGCUGGGACACCGGCUUCUCUGACAUCGCGCCUUCAGUGCCUGACCGGUGCUUCAGCCACCUGCAGCCUUCCCUCUUGCAGAGAGCCAAGCCCAGUAACUUCCUGCUGGACAGGAAGAAGACAGACAAGCUGAAGAAGAAGAAGAAGAGGAAGCGCAGGGACAGCGACAUGCCUGGGAAGGAGGGUCUCAGGGGGAGUCUGCUGAAACUGGAAGCCGCAGACCCGGCCGUGGAGACCCCCUCCAGCCCUGCCAUGCAGGGUAGCCCCCAGGCAUCUGCCGACCCCUGCUCAGGCUGGGACUCUGACACGCCCUCAAGUGGCUCUUGUGCCACUGUGUCACCUGAUCAGGUCACAGAAAUAAAGACUGAAGGCAAACGGACUAUCGUCCGCCAGGGGAAGCAGGUGGUGUUCCGAGACGAGGACAGCACUGGCAAUGACGAGGACAUCAUGGUCGACUCAGAUGAUGACUCCUGGGACCUUGUCACCUGCUUCUGCAUGAAGCCCUUUGCUGGCCGCCCCAUGAUUGAGUGUAACGAGUGCCACACCUGGAUUCACCUGUCUUGUGCGAAGAUCCGCAAGUCCAACGUUCCGGAAGUGUUCGUCUGCCAAAAGUGCCGGGACUCCAAGUUCGAUAUCCGCCGUUCCAACCGGUCCCGAAUGGGCUCCCGGAAGCUCUUCCUGGACUGAUCUGGAGCUGUCGAGGAGCUAGGCAGGACUGGAAGGGCCUGGGCUCUGGCCUCCCUUAGUUAAGCACAGACCUCCCAGCUCUGGUGCGGGCAGACCCUGCCACUCAGGUGCCUAAGCAAAGGGCGAGCCGUCCAGAUAGAACUGUGCAGAGCCAGGGAGCAGACAACACCGGCAGAGCUGCUGCUCUGCUGUGUUCUCUGCUAACAGUAAGGGCGCACAGGCAUUGUUAGCCAGCUGCCGCCAUUGGGAGCCGGUGCUAGCUGUCCGUCCGUCCUGUGUCCUCUGUGCUCGGGAGUGGAGGUGUUGUGUGUCCCUGGCUGUGUUAUUCUCAGUGUCACUCUGUUAUCACAAGUGUCUGUCCAGCAGCCGUCCAAGUUACCCGCCCCUUUGUGCUCUCACUUCCCUGCCUCAGUUGUACUUACUGAGCCAGGGAGCUGUUUUCUGAGAGGUCUUGUCCCCAAGAGGAGCCCUGGGUGGGGGGUGAGCAGUGGUUCUUUGGUUUUCACUGUUUAAAGGGACAGUAUGUAGCCACUUUUCCACAGAGCGGGGGUUGGGGUGCAGGUGUUCUGUGUUCAUAACUCAGUUUCUUGUUUUGCACGAUGUAAAAAAAUUUUUUUUUCCGCAAGAUACAGCCCAAAGUAUCUGUCCUCCUGGGUGCCCCAUCUCUGCUGGCGGUGGUGCUGCCCCAGGGUGCCCAGCUCCUGGGCUGUAGGAGCACGUGGCUGCCUCUUCGCUGCUCCAUUGGCGGUCCACCGAAGCCGCUGUCCUUGGGACCUGUGUGCUCUUUUUCAGAUAAUGGGUGAAAAGAAUCAGGGCAUUGUGCCUUCCCUCCAAGCUGACCUGCUGGGUUUCUGGGGCGAAGCAAGGGCUUACUUUAGUGCUGUGACAUCAGCUUGCAGAGUUUCAAAGGUGUGAACCAGAGCCCUGCUUGGGUGCAGGCUGCCUCAGCUCCUGGACACUGGUGGUCCUGGGGCUCGGGAGGGCGUGGGCUCUCAGUCUAUCGUUUCCAGUGCUUGUUCCUCAGCAGUGUUUGAUGUCCAUUUAUCACAGGUGUUCUUUGUUAGGCACGAGACAGCAGAGUGGCCAAGUUGUCGCCUUCCCCUUCCUGGAGCACUUUCACAGGGUCACCAGGCAUUCCCCACAUUAUCUUAAGCACCAAAGGAGCGCAGACUGGAGACUAAUUGGCUAAUCAGAGCCCUUUUUUUCUUCGCAUCCUUCCCACUUACCCAGUUUCUUUUUUUUUUUUUCUUUUUCUUUCUUCCUCCUGUUGUUCAUAUUAAAGUACAGAGAAGUUCUGAAGUAUGGCUGAGCUCUAUGCUUGUACAGACCUCACGGGAGAGCUCUGCUCCAGAAAAGGAGCUGUGACAGUCUUGUCCCUAGGCAAUUGUGUGGCUCUGACUGGGGCAAAUACCCAGGACAAGUUAGAGGAGUUUGCCAAAGACCUGCCCCAUGACAGUUCUUGUCCAGUGUCUUCACCCUGAGAAUAACCAAAGUUGCAGUAGUUUUUUUUAAGUGCAUUUAAGAAUAUGUGUGGUUUUGUUGUGGAGCGGUGGAGCUGGCCAUUCUUCCAUGUGCUCGGAGAUUCGAUGCCUCUGGAAUACAUCCGACAUCUCAGUUUCUGUUUGCUUGCUUUGUUUUUACCGGGUCCUUCCCUGUGGGUGGUGUAGAAGUUGGACGCCUUGCUUUGGGGGUAGGUUGAGCUGGGCAGCUGCAAUCAGCUUGUUUAUGCAAACUGGGCGUGACCCUCUGGGGGCUCCUGGUUGAUGGCUGGUGAUGGGAGGGAAAGGGGUCAUCCCCAAGUAGACCCUUCCUGUUGGCUUUGGCCAGGCCAGACACAACAUCGUUUACAUGUUCUGUGUAAUUAUAAAGUUUAUGUGUAUAAAGCAAGCUGUUUCUGUGAAACUGUAUAUUUUGUAAAUAAAGAUAUUGCUACUUUGA
Messenger RNA from Apodemus sylvaticus (European woodmouse), 3160 nucleotides. RefSeq names its product PHD finger protein 13 (gene Phf13). The transcript has 4 exons. Gene Ontology annotation, molecular function: chromatin binding. The record is from RefSeq and is a predicted model, not a curated record. NCBI's taxonomy places the organism in Eukaryota, Metazoa, Chordata, Mammalia, Rodentia, Muridae. Bases 332 to 1222 code for a protein of 296 amino acids. Gene Ontology annotation, biological process: mitotic chromosome condensation.